AUAUUAUUAAUUACUACAACUGAGUAUUUUGAAUUUUAAUUUCAUUUCAUCAUCAUUCAUGUAUUUUCAGAUGCUUAAUGUUAAAAUAAACGAGACAAAACUUUAUAAGAUUUCGGUCCUGCAACAUGAGCCACUUAGAAGAUAUUUUAUACUCAAAAAUCAUCAUUGAAGAUCUUGAAGGUGUUAAUCAGUGUAUUUAUGAAGGUGUCAAUCCUAAUAAGGUGACUAAUCAUGGGAAGACUUGUCUGGGAGAGGCUGCAAGGCUUGGAAAUGUUAUCAUCGUAAAGAACUUAAUUGAUGCCAUAACAGAACCUGAGGCGGGAUCAGAAAGUAAUGUAUCUAAGAAGAGAACAGUAAAACCCCACAAAAGGAAAUAUCGAGGUUGUGGGCAUCAAGAAGAAAGUGUUAGCAAAUGUAAAAGUAGAACUGAAAGGACAUUUAGUGAAAGUCAUAAGAAUGAGAAAAACCAGGGCUAUUUUGUUCUUAUUAAUAGUGAUGGUUCAAGUAGCGAUGAGAGCCGUUUACGGUCACCAACAUGUACUUCCUUAGAGUCCACACCAGUUGAUUUAGAGUGGGAUGAAGAUUUUUCUAAUGUUGCUCCGCCUACUGUUGAAGAUGAAAGUUGGUGCUCUAUGUACAUGUGGUAUGCAGCAAUAUUGGAGAAUACUGGUGCUGCCAUCGAAGCUGCUUCAAAGUUUACUAAUGGUAUAAACCAACAAGAUGCAUUUAUGAGAACAGCUUUGCAUUAUGCAGCUGAACAAGGGCACACAGAUGUUGUAAACCUACUUAUAAAUGCAGGAAGCAAGCUCGAUGUUACGGCUGGAGACGGACUAACCCCCCUUCAUGCAGCCGUUAUUAAGAACCAUAUUGGAACUGUGAAGCUCUUAUUAUCAGCUGGGAGUCACGUAAACUACAAGACACAUGAAAAAAUGACAGCCCUACACUUUGCUGCAUCCAGAGGUUACCUAGAGCUGGUAAAGAUUCUGGUGAGUAACGGUGCGCAUUAUGAAGCAAGAGAUACGAAUGAGAGAACAGCUUUAUAUUUAGCAUCAGGCAGAGGUCACUACGAUGUUGUCAAGUAUCUUAUAUCUGUUGGUGCCAAUGUCAAUGGCGAAGAAAUACAUGGAUAUACCCCACUGUGUGAAGCUGUUUGGCAAAGAUAUGCUAAUGUUGUGGAAUUACUGCUAAAAUCUGGAGCAAGAAUAACACAUUCACAUAAAUUGUUACACAAUGCAAUACAGGGUCAGGAAGAAAUUGUCAGAAUGCUUGUCAAUCAUGGUGGUGGUAUUAAUUUAAGGAACGACACUGGUUACACCCCAUUAUUGCUAGCUGUGCGCCUGUCACAAAUACAAAUUGUAAAAGUUCUACUACAACAUGGUGCUAAUGUAAAUGCAUGCAAUAUUAUAACAGGUGAAAAUGCAUUGCAUAUCGCUAUUGAAAGCAUAAAAUGUCCCAAGGACUUUGAUGAGCUAUUGAUGUGUUUCCUUGAUUAUAAAAUUGAUUUAAAUUCAACUGCGUUGACAGGAGAUACUGCACUCAACAGGGCAUUGCUUAUACAAUGGGAUCAUGUAGCUGUUUCGUUGAUAAGACACGGUGCUGAUGUUAAUUUUUGUGAUCUACAGUCGUGUGGUUUAGAUAAUUUAUCGAUUGUUAGCAGAAGACCUUCAAAUAAACUUGCACAUUUGCUUAUAAAGGCAGGACACUAUCUACCCUCCCCCGACAAUAGAACAUCACAACAUAAGAAAGGUACAACAGCCCACUGGUUGCACCAAGUUAUUUGUAAGGAACCAUUAAAUCUUUUGGACCUCUGCAGACUUAAGAUUAGAAUGCUCUGUCACAGUAAACCACUGUAUAGUUAUGUAUCACAACUACCCUUACCAAAAUGUCUCAAGAGCUUUCUAAUGUUUCAACAUGAAUUUAAUAUCGAAUGUGAGGGGUCGAAACUAUUGAACAGUUGAAAAAUAAAACAUUAAUACUAGUUUUAAAAUUUAUUGCAACACUUAAUACAGUAGACGGUACAAAGUGUAAUUUGGAGGAAUUUUCUUUAUGUGGUAUACACAAAUAUUUAAAACAAUAAUUUUAUUCCUACACAACUAUCCUAAAACAUUAAAUUAUUAUACUAAAUAUUAAUAUGUUAGAAAAUAAUAGUUACUUUAUAUUCCUCACUGUUGUAUACUUUAAAAUAAUAUUCUAAAAAAAUCUUAUGUACUAUGGUGUAUUUGAAUCAGUUAUUUAUUUAAGAAUAUUAUAUUAUCUUAUAAACAAUUGUAUAUAUGUUAGCCUAUUAAAAAAUAGUAAUAUUGUUAUAUAUCACACAUAUAUUUGUGUUUAUCACUAUGACAACAAUCAAUCCAUAGACUCAUAUAUCCAGAAAGGCUUGAAUCCAGGGCCUGUAGAAUAAUAAAAAAAGUAUAAAGUAUAUAUUCAAAAUGGAAUUUUAUUGUUAACACAUGUAAGUGUUCACUAUGGCAAAAUAUUAUAAUACUAAUGUAGAACAUAUUUUUGAUGAUUUUGGUCCUAGUCAAACAGAUAGUAAAUAAGUACUUUAUAAGAUUGGAACAUAAAUAAAAGUAAAAAUGAUA
This is a messenger RNA of Leptidea sinapis, 2582 nucleotides long. Its product is annotated as ankyrin-3-like. Gene Ontology annotation, molecular function: protein binding. The record is from RefSeq and is a predicted model, not a curated record. NCBI's taxonomy places the organism in Eukaryota, Metazoa, Arthropoda, Insecta, Lepidoptera, Pieridae. The transcript has 9 exons. Bases 126 to 1958 code for a protein of 610 amino acids. Gene Ontology annotation, biological process: intracellular signal transduction.